AUGAACGAACCUCGCAAAAGAAUCAGUCCACACAAUGUCAUCAGCUCGUACUUUAUCGGACCCAAGUCCGAGAACAUGGGUAACUUCCGAGCCAAUAUCACUGCGAUUCUAGAUCAAAUCGAGAAGACACGUUCUGAUUACCAACCCAAUGAUGAUGUCUUUAUCACCGAGGACGUUCGAACCUCUCCGGAGUUUCAGCAAAUCACCCAGAAAUUUCACGAAGCAGUCAAGAAAGCUGUGACACUGCUUGGAAAGCACUCUAUUCCAUUCUGGCAUCCUCGCUAUGAGGGUCACAUGUGCACCGACAUGACCAUGCCGGGGCUACUUGGCUAUUUCAUGACCAUGAUCUACAACCCCAACAAUGUCACUGUGGAGGCUAGCCCCUUUACGACGGUCAUCGAGCUCCGGGCUGGAAAGCAGCUGUGCGAUAUGUUCGGAUACAACACUAAUCCUGAGGAAUCGAACUUGCCACUCUCCUGGGGCCAUAUCACUUGUGAUGGAACUGUAGCUAAUUUGGAAUCGAUCUGGGUUGCUCGCAAUUUGAAGUUUUACCCUCUCACCCUCUACCAGGCGAUGAAGGAAGGAAGCCUUGGUUUCAUUGCCGAUAGCUUCUACGUCACCACCUGUGUGGGAGAAGAGAAGCUUUUCAAGAACCUUGGGAAUUGGGAACUUCUCAACCUUCGACCAGACGUCAUAUUGGGGAUGGGAGAUGCUCUGUACGAGCAAUACGGUAUCACAUCCAAGUUCCUAGAGAGCGCUUUGACGCCAUUCAGCAUUCAAACCACAGGGAAGGAUGUUUUGGAGCGCGAAUUUAAUCUUACAAAGCCCACAAAGUACUUCCUGGCUCAGACACGACACUACUCUUGGCCCAAGGGUGGAGCUAUUGCGGGAAUUGGUUCAGCCAAUAUGGAGGGAGUGGAACUAGACAUGGACGGACACAUUUCCAUCGAAGCGCUGGAGCGAGAGCUUAAUCGAUGCCUGGCCGAGCGUCAAGCCGUAUAUGCCGUAGUGGCUAUCAUCGGAUCCACGGAGGAAGGUGAGGUGGAUCCAUUGUAUGACAUUUUGGCAAUGCGACGUCGAUUCCAAGACAAGGGACUGUCGUUCCUAGUGCACGCCGACGCAGCUUGGGGCGGAUACUUUGCCAGCAUGAUUCCGCGAACCUUUAUGGCCCCAGGAAGACCCACAAGGGAAGGAGAUGGAGAGGACGCCGUCAUCAGCGUUCCGUCGCUGAGUCUGAAAUGUGAUACUAUCCAGCAUAUGAUUGCGCUCAAGGAGGCAGACACGAUCACGGUUGACCCACACAAGGCGGGUUAUAUCCCCUACCCGGCGGGAAGUCUCUGCUAUCGGGAUGGUCGCAUGCGAUUCUUAGUUACCUGGACUAGCCCGUAUCUCACUCAGGGAUCACUGGAGAAUAUUGGAGUAUAUGGUGUUGAGGGAAGUAAGCCUGGUGCUGCCGCGAUGGCCGCAUGGUUAUCGAAUCAAACUAUCGGCUUGGAUCCAUAUGGAUACGGAAUGCUGUUAGGUGAAGCAGCCUUUACUAGCGCACGGUUAUCGGCCUACUACGCAGCCAUGCAAUUGAAGCAACCCAGGGAGAAGGAAAUACCCUACUAUAUCAUCGUUCCCUUCAACAGACUCCCAAUUGAGAGAGAUGGGUUCGACAUCUUGUCAAAGGAAGCUGACGAACGACGUGAACUCAUCUGGAAUAAAGUCCUGACUAAAGACAACAAGGAAGUCAGCAACAACCCCGCAGCGAUGAGUUGGCUGCGAGAAAUUGGAUCUGAUCUGAACAUCAAUGCAUUCGCGCUAAACUGGUACGACGCAAAGGGAAACAUCAACACCGACCUCGAGGAAGCGAAUUACUUGACGAGAAGAGUAGUCAACAAACUCUCGAUCACAAGGAGCACCGCUGAUCCUAGUAAAAUCCCGCUCUUCCUGACCUCCACGCAAUUUGAGCCUGCGUUAUACGGCAAAUGUGCACAGAACUUCAUGAAGCGAUUGCAACUAGAGCCCUGCGCACAGGAUCUUUGGGUUCUGCGCAAUGUGGUGAUGAGCCCGUUCCCGACAGAGCGAGGCUUCAUUGAUCAGUUGAUGCAGACACUGGAGGAAACCAUCAUCCACGAAGUGCAAACAUGCCGAAAGCGGAAUAGUCCUACAGAAGAUCAAAUUGAAUUCCUUCUGCGAGGAACAGAUGAGGUUUUCUUGGACUUCCAAACGGGAUUCCAUCGCGCAACCAAACGUCAACAGAUCAUCUUGGCUGUGGAACUAGACGACAAUGUCAAAAAGCAGUACAUCGCCCUGCGAGAGAAAUUCCCCUCAAAAGACAUCGGAUUUGAGUCGAAGGAUCCUGUUCACCUUGAAAAUUUGAUGUGUCAAAUUCACAAUACCCACGACCCCCGUCCGAUCAUCGAUGGUAGGAUCGGCAUUGUGGAGGGAGAAGACUACUUGUCGUCGAUAGAAUGCAAAGUUACCAUGAACAAGGUGGUGAAGAGUCGCGGAUUGAACUCCAAAUUCCGAGACGAUCAUUACCCCCGCAACUUCAUGCCGUUCUAUCUCUUCGGCUCGGAAGAACAACACCAUAUCUCACACAUGCUUCUUCAAGCACCGAACAUCAAUCUUUCAUCUAGCAACAUUCAGCUGAAUGAAGAACUGCAUGACGAAGUUGCGCUUCGCCUAGGGGAGGGAGACGGUCUCAUCCUCGCGUUGAGUGAUUACCGAGAGGAAACGAUGCACCCCUUCCCGCUGAAGAACGAUGAUCCCAUAAUCACUAGCAAGGGCUUCUUCUUCCGAAAGGGUCAAACCUUCGAUGUAAAGGUGUAUCUUGACCCCAAGCCGGGUACUGCUUAUGGACCUGGGCUACUGGAUGAAUUGUCCACGCUGGUCGGACGUGGUAAAAUGACACUCGGGGAUGAUGUGCAUGUGGACGUACAGGUGUUGAAUGCUGAUCCCUUUGAGGAUGCGGAGGUGCCUGAUAUUCCGUGGGAAUCGGAAUUGGACGAGAUCACCAACGUGUUGAAUAGUGGGCAGUAG
Messenger RNA from Penicillium expansum, 3027 nucleotides. Its product is annotated as pyridoxal phosphate-dependent decarboxylase family protein. The transcript is spliced from 5 exons. Lineage: Eukaryota; Fungi; Ascomycota; Eurotiomycetes; Eurotiales; Aspergillaceae. Gene Ontology annotation, biological process: carboxylic acid metabolic process. Gene Ontology annotation, molecular function: carbon-carbon lyase activity; pyridoxal phosphate binding. The record is from RefSeq and is a predicted model, not a curated record. The coding region runs from base 1 to 3027 and encodes 1008 amino acids.